CCGGGCCGCCCACACCGACCCGCGGCGCGCACGGCGGCUGUCCCGCCUGCCACAAUGCGCGGCGAGGCUGCGGCCGCAACUUGGCGAGGUAGUCUCUAACGUCGCUGCUCGGCAUCCCUAGGACAGGCCGCCCCUGACGCCGCGCGGGGACCCCAUUGGCCCGCGCCCCCCCAUGCGCUCACUCUUUGGUGCCCGGCCGGGCGGGCGCCGCGCGGACGCGGAGCCGCGCGGGUGACGGCAGAGGCGGCUGCGCGCCCAGCCCAGCCCGCGGAGAGGGCGCGCCGCGCCCCCGCCCCCCGCCCGCUCUCGGGAGGCCGUGGGUGCGGAUGCGCCUCUGACGACUCUCAGCGACCAGCAGUGCCGCCGGCCCGCCGGCCGGAGCCCGCAGCAUGGCAGCCGCCGCCUAUGUGGACCACUUCGCCGCCGAGUGCCUCGUGUCCAUGUCGAGCCGCGCGGUCGUGCACGGGCCGCGGGAGGGGCCGGAGCCCGGACCCGAGGGCGCGGCCGCCGCUGUCGCCGCCACGCUGCCCCGCGUCGAGGAGCGCCGCGACGGCAAGGACAGUGCCUCGCUCUUCGUGGUGGCGAGGAUCUUGGCGGACCUCAACCAGCAAGCGCCGGCGCCCGCCCCGGCGGAGCGCAGAGAGGGCGCCGCGGCCCGGAAGGCGAGGACCCCCUGCCGCCUGCCGCCCGCGCCGCCACCCGCCCCCGAGCCCGCCUCCCCCGGCGGCGAAGGUGCGGCGGCCGCGCCCCUCAGCCCCGCGUGGAGCGAGCCCGAGGCCGAGCUCGAGGCGGGGCUGGAGCCGGAGCGGGAGCCAGGGCCCGCGGGGAGCAGCGAACCCGGCCUCAGACAAAGGGGCCGGCGGGGCCGAAGUCGCGCGGACCUGGAGUCCCCGCAGAGAAAGCACAAGUGCCACUACGCGGGCUGCGAGAAAGUUUACGGGAAAUCCUCGCACCUCAAGGCGCACCUGAGAACUCACACAGGUGAGAGGCCCUUCGCCUGCAGCUGGCAGGACUGCAACAAGAAGUUCGCGCGCUCGGACGAGCUGGCCCGGCACUACCGCACGCACACGGGCGAGAAGAAGUUCAGCUGCCCCAUCUGCGAGAAGCGCUUCAUGCGCAGCGACCACCUGACGAAGCACGCGCGCCGCCACGCCAACUUCCACCCGGGCAUGCUGCAGCGGCGCAGCGGGGGCUCGCGGACCGGCUCCCUCAGCGACUACAGCCGCUCGGACGCCAGCAGCCCCACCAUCAGCCCGGCCAGCUCGCCCUGAGCUGGGCCCCUGCCAGCCCGCGGCAGCACAGCCCCGCCCUCCCCGCCCCGGGGCCCCGCCCCCCCACCCCCCCUUCUGCGGGCGCCCUGCCCCACUCCGCCCGGCCCACCCCGGGGCUGGCCGAGGACCCUCCGCCCCCACUACAGCCAUGAGCAGAUGCUCGCCCUUCUCGUGAUGCCCUGUCUUUUCCUUUUGUAAUAAGAAAGAAGAGAGAACUUUAUGAAGUCAAUAACAACAACACAACAAACAAUUUCUUCACCUCAGGUGUCAAAGUAAAUUUGUAAAAAAACAAAAAAUUUUCAAAAAACACCAUCCACAAAUUGCACAAUAGACAUACCCACAAAGGUGAGAUUCAGUGGUGUUGAACCCCCCCCCCCCCUUUCUCAGGGAUGGACAUGUUCCACGAGGUCAGUGAGGACACCCCUUUCCUGCCGCCUUAUUCUGUACAUAGAUUUGCACUCUGGAGUUUUCUGUUAGGUUCGGGAACACACUGGGGACAAAGGAGACGAAGCAGUGCAGGUGGGGCUCAGCAUCCAGCCUGUGGGUCAGUUGAUCGGUCAGUUCUGAGCGAACGCGGUCACUGACAUUUGCUUCCAGGCCAGAUUCCCAAGCCGGGGGCCUCCCGGCCGCCAAGCCUCUGCCCCAGCAGCCCGGCCGGGCUCAGGACGUAGAUCAUUCAGAGGGAUGCCUUAAGCUGUACUGGGCAAAAGAAGCACUCCACCUGGGGAGACCACAGAGGCGCCCGCCUUGUGCGGGGGCCCUGCCCAUUUCCCUCCCCCUGCCUCCAGGAGCCUUUCUCUGGGCCUCUCAGAGCACUGGAAGCAGAGAUGCGAGCCUGGGUUGAUCAGCCCGCUGCACCAUCUGAAGUCCGAUGUGACAGGGCCCGGGCCACGUUUGCCCAGCCCUUGGCCUGCCUGAGGUAUGUGCCCCGCGUAGGGACACCUGAUGGUCUGUGUCCUGCAGAAGGCACAUGGGGACCUCUCACUCUCUCAUCUUCUCUGACUGGAAAACAGAGCCUGGGAACCCAGUCUUCUUCAGAGAUGGCCGAAAGUGUCUCUGGUGCCUCCAGUUCCCGUGUUCCCCUGGACCGGCCCUGCUCUCAAGACACCUUUGUUUGAAACCGCGGGGAAGGUUGUUGGGCCACCUUGCCAGAGGCCCAGUGUGUGUGGCCGUGCACGUGGCAGCACUCGGUGCUUCACAGAGACAGUUCUGUAGCAAGAGACCGGAACAUUGUGACUUGGAACUUUUCGGGAGUGGUAAAGCAGAUGUUAUGGGAAAUGCUGUCGGAGAAUGUGCAUUCUGUUUCCUCCCCGGGGAACACCAGACAGAAAGUUGUGGGAAAUACUUUGCUCAGACCCACCAUGUUCCCAGCUCGGAAUUAGCAAACCUCCCGCGUCUCCAUGAGCUUUGCACCCCCUGGACUUCUCCCUUUCCCUCCCACUCCCCCCCUCCUGCCUGGGAGGCCCCGGCCCACACCUGCCUGCCCGUGGUGCAGUAGGGCUCCGGGGUGCUGUGUUGCCAGCGUUCUCCUGCUGGGAGAGGAAGAGCAGAGAGCUGAGCGGUUUCUCCGGAGUCCCCCGCCUGGGCUGGGCUGGGGCUUGAGCCCUGGCGGGGCAGUCAGGCUGGGCUCCAGCAUGCUGCUCCUCUGCAGACAUUUGGAGGCUCCUGCUCAGUGCUGCUGCCUGGGCACCUCCCUUUCCUUCUUCCUGAGAGUUGGGGCGUGUAAAUACAAGCCCCUAGGACAGUGUGUGUGUGUGUGUGUGUGUGUGUGUGUGUGUGUGUGUUGGGGUGGGGGGGUGUGGGUUUGGGGUGGAUUUGAGGUAUCUCGCAGAGACCUCUGCUCAUUUUGGUGAGGAGGAAUGACCCUUGGGACCUCAGAGGGCUGUAGAUGGGCUUCCUGGGCCCAGAGUGCCUUGGUGGUGGCCAUCCUGCGUCCACCCCACCGUAUCCUGGCAUGGGGUGCAGCACAGAGAAGCCCCAGAGACCCAGGCCUGGCUGGUGCUCACAGGGGCCGGCACCCUCUGCCCAUAAUGACCACAAGGGUGGCAAUCUGCUGGAUGCAGCACUUGGGUGCCCCUUUCAGACUCUACUGUGUGUUGUCUGGGAUCGGCCAGGGGCAUGGUGGUGGCUUCUGAGUAGCGUGUUAGGUAUCAAGUUGGGCAGUAGCAUUGUUCUUGCUGUGGGUGAAAGCCAAGCAGGGCUGGGGGAUCAGAUGCAGAGCUGACGGCCCUAGCUGCCGUGUCCCAUUUGGGCUGCAUGACAGCCCUGCUUGCGUUUGGUCUGGAAGAGAGGGUGGAAGAUCCUAUAGAGACCUGGACAGAAGAGCGCCCUGAGUGCUUGGGGUGAGAGAUCUUCGUGCCCAGUUCCAAAGUGAGGCCCAGAAGGCCCUCGGAGGCCCCUCCCAAAGUUGUUUCUGUGUGAGGCAUAGAAAGCCACACUCUGAAUACAUUUCAUGUCUCAGGAACUCACAUUCCAGGUUCAGGAAUUUUAUUCCAAAGUCCUUUGGUGUGCUCACCGUCCACGGGUCCCCGAAGGCAGGGAGAGGGAGCUGUGUGUCCCUGGGAGGCCACAUAAUGCUAUCCCCUUGAGGAGCCAGGAGUCUCCUUGUGAUCUGCCCACUGGCAUCUCAGAAGGAGGGUUUCUAACCCCACAUCUGUCUGCACAUAGGAAGGGGAGUAAGGACUCUAAACCCAGUCAUCUUGGAAUAAAAGAAGAGCUGGUUUGUUUUAGAGGUGGGGUGGGGGGUGGGGGAGGGAAAGCGGGUGUUUGCUGUUUCCAAAGAGAGCACUUAAUUUAAUUUUUCCUCUAAAUGACCCAGGGCUGUUCCGUCAGAUAGAUGGAAGGGUAACAUUGCCUUAAAACAGAAAUAUGCAGGCAUUGACUAUUUUUGGCAAAUGAGUGUGUCUUCAUUCCCAAAGCGGUUCUGGUCUAAUGGCCGGGUGCGGUCCUUCCGCUAUGGGCCUGGCCUGGGAGAUGGGGCACUGCUCUGCUGACUUAGGGCACCUGGAGGGAAUCCCCGCCUGGCUUCCCUGGGCACUUGGCCUGGGGCUCCGGUCGGACCAUCCUGACUCAUCUGGGGCUAAAAUUCAUCUCACUUGAAGGGUGGGAAAAAUCCAUGAACCUCAGGCGAGGUUUAAAUGGGCUCUCCCUGGCAUCUCAUCACCAUGAAAUGAGUGCUUGUGGAAGGGGGCAGUGGGCCGUGGGCCGUGGAAAGCUACUCCCUGGGGCCCCCACUGGAAGCAGUUACAUGGGGUGGACCCUCCUGAAACAGCUUGCAUUUUCUUCUAAGAUGUAGAAUGUCUUCCCAGCCUGGGUCUAUUUCAGGGUCUUUCAUUUUUCUGGUUUAUGGCCAUGCUUGCUGGCUUCAGUGUGAUUGAAGAACCCAUAGGACUCCUAGACAUAAUAGUGAAAACUCAAACCUUUAUUUUGUAGCAGACUUGUUCUCACAGGCCAAGGGGGCAGAGAUCUCAAAAUGAAGGUUGCCUGAACAAAGGGAGAAUUUCCUCCAAAAAAUCCUAAAAGUGACCCUGGACUCAACCAUCAGGGGGCUGGUGUUUAGCUCACGUCCCAAAUAAGAAAGCCCCUCUUUGCGUCAGCCAUGUGAGGGGACCGGUUGUCAGCUCCCUAUAUGCCCACGGAAUCCUACAGCCAUCUGGAAAGGAACAGGUGAACACAGCCGUUUCCACGAAGGGCCCCGGGGUCCUCUUCUGUAGGGUGCUAUGUAGGAACAGGCAGCGAUGCCCUUGAUGGGAAUGUAGUCCUGGAGGUACCCUACCUGCAUCCCACCACACCCCCACUAUGGCACUUGAGGUGCAGGACACUACCCACCCUUUAUUCUGAGGCCAUGCAACCGGGCAGGUGCAGGAUUCGCCACGGUGCAGCCUCCAGGUGCAAACAUCAGUGGGACUGGGGUCCCCAGAUCUCACUGUGCCCUGGGUCACAGCUCAGACCAAUGGGGAGUGACUUGGAGAUAGGGACAGACAGGCCAGCCACAGGUAGCCCCCAGCCCACCUGUUGGGACAUGAAGAGAGGGCCGGUGGCUUUCUAUGGUCCCGAGGGAAGUGUGGCAGAACUGGGGUCUCCAGUUGAGCUCUCUGCUGCCCGGCCCAGAGUCUUCAGAAGACCCAGCCUCCUUUCUUGCCAGAAGCAGGUGCUAAGGUGGACGGCACAGGGUCAUAGCACUUGCCAGGGACUUCAUCCGUGGUUUCAGUGAGCAGGAGUGCCACCUAACAAAGUGUGAUCUGAGCAAUAGCAUCCCAUUGUCAUUUAACUCCUGGUUUGGGCUGUUUACAAGGCUACCUGAUUAUUUUGACUUCUGACAGAUAUCACUGAUUUUUUUUUUUUUAAACCCAUUUUUAAAGUCAGUCAGUCAAAAACAGUGCUGGAAGGUUUAAAGGGUCUGAUGUAGUGGUCACAUCGAAAACAGUAAGAGAUGCUUUGUUGGUCCCCCGUAUCUUUUGCUACCCAAAGGUUCCAUAUGCGAUUCUUGUGACCAUGUUUUCCAAAGGUAAAAUCGAGGAUGUGGACCUACAAUUUCUGAAGGCAGGAUUGCCCUGGGAAGAGCCAGCUCCCUAUGACUGAUAUUCCCGAUUCUGAGGCUCAGUUUCAAAGGUUUGUCCAAGACACAUUCCAGAGAAUUUUGUACCAGAAUUUGGAUGCGCAAUCCAGCUUACUACUGAUAAAUGCCUGCACAUCAUUUAGGGCGAGGCCCUUCCUCCCACCCACUGCCCUGUCCCUCACUGGUGUGAAGAUUGGCUUUGGUGGGAGCUUUGAGCCCCGGAUCCAUGAGGGCAGAGGGGCCGUACUUGGUUUCUUCUGAUCCCCUGUAGCAAUGUCAGACUUGCAGUGCGUCCAGCUGGCCCUGCCCAGCCUCUCCCCUUCUCAUGCAGCUUUAAAACCUUACGACUUUUAUUUAAAGAUGAACAAGAUGGGAGGGGAGGGGACCACAUGAGCAGCUUUCUCCCAGGGCUCAGGGGCGUUUUCCCAGGGACGUGUUGACAGGUUGUUGUACAUGCUUAUUUAGAAACCCAAGUAUGUGAGCUGAAUGCAAGACAACCGCAGGUCUGGCCGAAGGUUGGCCCCCCCUACUCAGAGCACAAGGGCUGGGUGUACCGGCCGGAUCCCUCCCCAGCUUGCCCUGUGCAUGGGGUGAGAGGGCCACUUCCCAGCGGGGAUCAGGUGCCACUUGGGGAGCAGUGUGGCGGCCUUUCCCAGGUCAGGGUGCAGGUGUCGGGGUGGGUGGCUUCGCUCCUGAGCUUCACCCUGGAGAGUCCGUGUGCCUAGUGCUGAGGAUCCCAAGGGCUCGGCGGCAUCAGCACGAGCUAUGCAUUGUGGGGCGUGGGGCUUGCUGUGUUCCCACAUAACCGGGAAUACAUCAUGUGGGUGCGUUGGGUGCAUGAGUCAGCCACCCCCAGACCCGCACAAAUGACCCCUUCCCCAUCCAAAGCCAUUGAUGGAGCUUCUCUGGAAUCGUAUGCCAAAAUCCCAAGGCAGAAUCCAAGGGUCCAAGACCAUUUCCAUGGAUCACGCGUUUUCCUUUUCUGUAGGAACUUUUUUUUUUCCUUUUUAACCAGCACCACACCAUGCUUCCGAAGGCCAUGUUUCAUCUUUCCUGGAUCACUACAGUGAAGUAUUACAGUUGUACAGUUCCCAAUCUGGCCUUGGCUUGCUCGGAUAAAACUUUGUAUGUAUUUUGUAUGGCAUAGAUUCUAUAUUGUAAUGAUGUCCUA
Callorhinus ursinus (northern fur seal) is the source of this 7000-nucleotide messenger RNA. It is a transcript of the gene KLF13, whose product is annotated as KLF transcription factor 13. NCBI's taxonomy places the organism in Eukaryota, Metazoa, Chordata, Mammalia, Carnivora, Otariidae. Gene Ontology annotation, molecular function: RNA polymerase II cis-regulatory region sequence-specific DNA binding; DNA-binding transcription factor activity, RNA polymerase II-specific. Gene Ontology annotation, biological process: regulation of transcription by RNA polymerase II. The record is from RefSeq and is a predicted model, not a curated record.